Molecule: messenger RNA, 2371 nt
Organism: Carassius carassius (crucian carp)
Lineage: Eukaryota; Metazoa; Chordata; Actinopteri; Cypriniformes; Cyprinidae
Gene: trabd2a
Product: TraB domain containing 2A
Exons: 7
Coding region: 325-1758 (477 amino acids)
Biological process (GO): negative regulation of Wnt signaling pathway
Cellular component (GO): membrane
Molecular function (GO): metalloendopeptidase activity
Source: RefSeq, a predicted model, not a curated record
ACACACACACACACACACACACACACGAACACGCUCAGAACUUGUUGCUCCGUGGAGGAACAGAAGCGGCUCGUUCGUAGAGUCUGAGGAGAAAUUCAAAGAGCAGAUCCGCUAAACUACAGACUGAAGCGAUUCUCGGCGGUUUGAGAUCAGGAUGUGUGUGAAGUGAGCUCUGCUCGUGUGGAGCUGGAGUUUCUCUGACGAGCAUCAUCAUGUCUGGCUCAGUCCAGCUCUGCUUCUCUCGGACUGAUCUCUCUCUCGUGGGAUGUUCUGAUCGUCAGUGAAGAAGAGUCGAGUUUGGUGGAGUUUCUGCAGAAGACUGAGAUGAUGAUGAUGAUGGUGGUUAGUUGGGGCGCUUUUCUCCAGACUUGCUUGAUAAUGAUGGUGAGAGCAAACCAGCAGAACCCAAGAGAGACCAGGUGCGACCUCAACACCAAACAAAGCGAGCUCAACUCCUUCCUGUGGACGAUAAAGCGAGAGCCGCCCUCGUACUUCUACGGCACCAUUCACGUCCCGUACACACGCGUCUGGGACUUCAUCCCCGAGAACUCCAAGCAGGCCUUCCAGGAGAGCAGCAUGGUUUGCUUCGAGCUGGACCUGACCGACCCGUACACCAUCUCAGCACUGAGCAGCUGCCAGCUGCUGCCGCAGGGACAGAACCUGCAGGACCUGCUGCCCUCAGACAUCUACCUGCGGCUCAAGACUCACCUGGAGUACGUCAAGCUCAUGCUGCCGUCCUGGAUGACCCCGGACCAGCGCGGCAAGGGCCUGUAUGCAGACUACCUGUUCAACGCCAUCGCCGGGAACUGGGAGCGCAAGCGGCCCGUGUGGGUGAUGCUGAUGGUCAACUCUCUGACCGAGGCCGACAUCAAGACGCGUGGCGUCCCUGUGCUGGACCUGUAUCUGGCGCAGGAGGCCCAGAGGAUGAGGAAGAGGACGGGAGCCGUGGAGAAGGUGGAGGAGCAGUGCCAUCCUCUGAACGGACUCAGCUUCUCUCAGGUGAUCUUUGCUCUGAAUCAGACGCUCCUGCAGCAGGAGAGUCUCCGCGCCGGGGGCCUGCAGAUGCCCUUCACCACAGAGCACCUGAUCAAGCAUUACAACUGUGGAGACCUCAACUCCAUCAUCUUCAGCCACGACACCUCGCAGGUGCCGAGCUUCAAGAACGUGACGCUGCCAGCGAGCGAGCAGGUGACAGCACAGGAGAUCGAGCACUACUUCAGACAGGAGCUGAUCUACAAGCGUAACGAGCGCAUGGGCCGGCGCGUCCGAGCGCUGCUGGAGGAGCAUCCCGACAAGAGCUUCUUCUUCGCCUUCGGAGCAGGUCACUUUCUUGGAAACAACUCUGUGAUUGAUGUCCUGCGGCGUGAAGGUUAUGAGGUGGAGCACACACCUGCUGGACAGACGCUACACAGUGUCUCGGAGCGUGAGCCGCUGGAGCCGUUCCUCCACGAGAGUCGUGAGCUUCAGGAGGACGAGGAGCCACAUCUCCUGCAGCUCUUGGAGAAGAAGCACAAGCUGAAGAAGAAGCAGCAGCAUCGAAAGUUCAACGACCUCUGGGUGCGGAUGGAGGACAGUGUGACGGAUCAGGCUCCGCCUCCGGUCGUCCGCAUCAUCAACGGUUACAUCCCAGUCCAGACACACCCACAGGAGCAUGGCAGAGCCAAUCAGCACAGGACGUUCUCAGGCUCCUCCUCCUGGAGCCCCGCCCUCACUGGGACGGUUCUGUGUGUUCAGAUUCUGCUGCUGAUGCUUUCAUGACGUCUGAUGAGUUUAACCCUGAACCUCCCGGAGACUCUGAGCUUCAUGAUGGAUUAAUGGAACGCUUCACUUCGGCUCUUGAAGAAUCACUUCCUUGCAAACGAGAUGUAUUAUAGAUGUAAUUUAGAGUUUUGAAUAAAGCAUUUGUUUGUUCACUUAUUAUAUAAAUAUAUAAAGAAGAGUCAUUAUAUUUUUGUGACUAAAUCAGCUAUACUAACCGGCUUAACUGACCCCGAUCAUGAGACAGCAGCAGUGAGUUUCUGUUUGUAAAACAUUAGAAAUCAGAUCACUUCCACUUUCAGUUCAGUGGCAGUUUUUACAUAAAAACAGAUUUACAAGCGAUUUGUGCAGAAGGCAGUUUCACGCCGUUGAGUUUCUUCUUCUAUCUGUCAACUUCAUGCAUUUGAUGAUUGUUUAAAAUGUGAUGUUUAAUUUAUUGAAUAGAUAGUUUUAGUUGAUCUAAAUGUGUUGAUGUGAUUGUUUAUGACAGAAUGAUGCAAUGUAAAUCAUGUCUGGUGUUUGUGACGUUACAGUAAUUAUGUUUAUGAUGUUACAAGAAAUAAAGUAUUUAUCUAGUUCAAGGUUCUCCAAAGGAGAGAUGAACACAGAUGUU